UAUGUCUGUGAAAUUUUGAAAUGUGUAUAAAAUAUACAAAACAUCUUUGCCUAGUAAAAUAAUGUUUCGUGCCAUUAGAAAAAAAUACAUGAAGUUUUCAAGAAAUAUUCUCAUAUUUAAAAAAAUUGUGACAUUCAAAAAAUAUUUAUACAUUUAUACAAUGUAAAGAAAAUGCUGCAUAGUUUAAAACAAUGUUUAUUGCCAUUAUAGAAUGUCCAGCGUGUAUUUAAAAAGAAUGUUGACCAUAUAUUCAAAAAAGAGUUCAUAACAUGUGUUUAAGGAAAAGUACAUAAUGUAUUUGAGAAAUGUACAACAUGUAUUAGAAAAAUGUUUCAUUCAUACACUAAAAAUGUACACUAAGCACUGAAAAAAACAGACAUGUGUUGAAAAAGACAAAAAAUGAUGGAAAUCAACGAAGAAACAUAAGAAAACUGAGAAAAACCAAAGUAUAACAAAGAACAAAAAAAAUCGAUGAAUAAACAACAUAAAAUAAAUAAAACCAAAGAAAUACAGGUGCCAAAGAUAAUGAAACAAAGAAAACAAGAAAAUAGGAGAAAACCGAGAAAGAAACAAAAAGUUGAAGAAAACCAAAAAAGAAAACAAAAGAAAAAUGAAUCAAAAUCGGGAAAGAAAUCUGUCCAGAAACAAAGAAAAACAAAAAUGGAAGAAAGAAUGAUGAAGAAACAAAGGAAACUGAAGUAAAGAAAAAAAAAGUUCAUCAAUUUUGAGACAAAAGUUCACAUAUUUUUCUCAUGGUUUUGAAGAAAGAUUUCGGAUUUGAAUAGAUUCACACAUUUAAGAGAAGAGGAACAAAGAAAAAAAGAAAAACCAAACAAAGCCGGCCCAAAAAAGAAAUAAGAAAAGAGCAAAACCCUUCCAGAAGCAUUUAGAAGCUCCCCAAAACAGGCCGGAAGCUUAUAGAAAAGUUCAUAAAACUGGCUGGGUUCGAACUGCACAUGUCACAAAGGUGGAACGGGACCUGUGCGUGGGAAUUACCUAUUCGCUGCAUUUUGCGAAAAAAUAGUCAGGCAAUCGCACACCCCGAUCGAUUGAAUGGGCUGCCCCAUGGGAGCGUGCGAGCCACCGGUUUUGUCAACCUUCUGAAUAGUCCUCACCGUUUUUGGGAUCCUUCUAGAAGUUUGCUAAACUGCGUUUUCUUUUUCUUCUUCAGUUUUGAUCUGGUUUUUAUUCUUUGUUCAUAUUUUUUUCCUUUUUCUGUUUUUUUGCAAAUUUCAAAAAAUGUUUGACAUAUUGGAAUAUUAUUCUUUAAAAAAAAUCGAAAUUCCUUUUUUGCUUUAAAUUUUUUGUUUGCAUCUCCAAAAAUAUUCAGAAUUUUAAAUUUGUUCACGUUGUCAAAUAAUGUUUGGAGUUUCAAAAUGUAAUCAUAUUUUCAAAAUUAUUUGCAAUUUCAGAAAAUGUUCAGAAUUUCAAAAUGUGUUCACAUUCUUAAAAAAAAUUCAUAGUUACAAAAAAAAAAUUAUGUUUUAUUUUUUUUGAAAAUUUAAAAAUUGUACAUAAUUUAAAUUUUUGUUCUCACUCUUCCAAAAUAUUGCUUGGAAUUUGCAAGUGGGUUCUAAUUUUUAAAGAUUUUUCAUGUUUUCAAAAAAUGUCUCCUUUUAAAAAAUAAUUCCAAUGUGCCGCUUCGAUGUGUUCCUAAAAGACUCGCACUGCCCAUAUAUCAUAUAUCACCAAGAGCUAACAACUCCAGUGGGCUAGCAGCACACAUUCAGGAUUAGAGGGGCGUGUGUUCUUUUCCUUGUCGGCUCCUCCCUCCUUUUUGUGACUUAAGUCGUGUUAUGCUUCGGUGCCUGUUUGUGGGCCGGCCCAGUCGCGGGUCCUUUGUGUGUCUGUGCGCUGGACAAGAGAGCAACUAGUUAACGAUCGCUCCUUCGCAAGCCUCCCAACGAUUACUUGGAGUUGGCCGAGAGCGCGUCACUUGAAUGUUUUCCUUGGAUUUUAUUUUUUAUUUUCCGCACGCAUUUUCGGCUUUUUAGACGGGUUUUUGUUUUUCAGUUUUUUUCGACUUUUAUCUUUCUUAGCUUUUGGACCAAAAAAAAAUUGCGAGAAAAAAAUGUCUUUUACUUUCACGAGAGGCACAUGCCUCUAGGAAACGGGAAAACACACUUUUUUUUUCAUUCCACGAGAGGCACGUUUUUUCUUUCGCGAGAGACAUGGACGUGCCUCUCGGAAACGGAAAAAACGUGUAUUUUUUGCUUCCAUGAGAGGCACGGCCAUGCCUCUUUUGGAAAGGGGAAAAACGUGCACCGGGUUCAGUUUUUUCAUCUGUUUUUUUAAGUUCAUCAAAAUCUAUCAACAUGGGAUCUAAUUUUAAAGAUCUCGAUGCAAAGAAUGCAAUGAUGAAAACGGUUCGAGAUUUGGACGCACGGUUUAAGAGAUAAAACAUUUUUAAAAAGAAUCUAUGAUAAAGGAAAAAACUUUCAGGCGCACAUGCAGUGCAUCACUUAUCGCAUCCUGAUGGUGGGAGUGAUCUUUGAAAGGAGUAUUUCUUAUCUUUUUUAGGCAAACGGAAACGUGGAGAACAAGAGGCCGAGCCCAUUGGAGGAAGGUGCGCGCUAGUUUGUGCAAACACCAGUAACCGGCGCAGCGGGCGCCGAAUAGGGUUUGCGCGUGACACGUGCGAUCUAUGGGUUUUUUUCUUUUUGUUGAGGGUGCGAUCUAUGGGUUCGAUGCAAAUGCGCUUUCGAUUUUGGUUUACGUAACCGGUUUCUCCUCUCGUCCUCACCAGUCUCCGUCCCCAUUUCCCCUUCUUGUUCCUUCGUCCCGACUCUUCUUCCUCUAGCCUGAUCGGAACGAGGAAGACUUUGAGGGGUUUUGGCCGGCCGGCGAUCAGGCUCAUCGACCAUGACCGAUGUAUUCCAGGGCUACGAGCGCCAGUACUGCGAGAUCUCGGCCUCCCUCUCCCGCAAAUGCACGGCCGCCGCCUCCCAGGAGGGAGAGAAACUGAAGCAAAAGGCCUCGGAGAUCAAAUCCGGCAUCGAUGGCGCCGAGGCACUAGUACCCUUCUUCUUUGUAACCAAACAUAUCUCAGUCCAAACAAGUUUUCUGAGGAAUUCGAUUGAUUUAUGAUAUCUCAAGGGAGGGGUUUGUUUUUUGCAACGAUCAGGAAACUGUUUACUGUAUGAAUAUACAAGAUAGAUUACCUUAUGGUAAUAGGUUAGUGAUUGCGUAAUUGUACAUGCUGAGAAAUGUCUGGAUGUGGGUUUCCUUUUCUAGAUAAGGAAGAUGGAUCUUGAAGCAAGGAACCUCCAGCCGAGCGUGAGGGCCGGGCAACUGGCGAAACUGAGAGAGUACAAGUCGGAUCUUAACAAUCUGAAGGGGGCGUUGAAGAGAAUCACUGCUGGUAAUGGCCAACAAGGGGCGAGAGAGGAGUUGCUGGAGUCAGGAAUGGCAGAUACGUUGGUGGUAUCUGCUGAUCAAAGGUCAAGAUUGCUCAGGACAACGGAAAGGCAAAAUCAGACAACUGAUAGGAUCAGAGAUAGCCAUAGAACUAUGCUGGAAACAGAAGAGCUUGGAGUCUCCAUCAUGCAUGACUUGCAUCAGCAGCGCCAGUCUCUUUUGCAUGCUAAUGAUACGGCAAGUAACAUUUCUGUUAAUUCUCCCUAUUUGUCAAUUACUUUGUUUCUGCGCAUUAUUCAUUUUUCCAUCGCAAAGUAUUUGUGGACCCCAAAAUAGUGCAUAGUUUAUGCAGGUUGCUUAAUUCAAAUCAUGUUGAAUAACUUACCAUGUGUCGCCUCUGUGCCUUGAUUGUAUUGUACUCCUGCUGUCUUAAAAUGUAAGACGUUUACAUUUUGAGACGGGGGGAGUAUAUUACAAGGAGUAUCGUUUUCGUCUAUAGUCAGUUUACAAGCAAAUAUCUGUGCGUAGAUGGCUGUAAAUAAACAGUUUACAUAUACAUAUAUAUAUAUAUGUAUAUAUAUAUGUGUAUGUAUCUGUAUGCUUUAAGCCUUUUUAUAUAUGUAAACUGUUUAUUUACAAGUGCUAGAAGCAGAACCUACCUUACUUUACUAGUUAAUUACAUCUACAGGUUAUUUACAAUUGAUCAGGUAAAGGAAUAACACAAGCAGUGCAAUUUGGAUGCUAGCAUGGUUCUUCGUAUCAGGAAUUCAAAUAUAGAAGGCGAAAAUUAUCUAACCAUAUAUAAACGGGUCGCAAUGAUCGUAGGCAACAUAAUAAAUCUCCUACGCCCAAUCUGAAUCUACGAAACAACGCUUUAGAAUCUGCGGAUGAACACACGAUCCAACAUGGCGUGUCUGAGAAACACCGACGGAUCGGCACACAUAUUCCGACUCCCAACGAACCAUCCAUCGAACAGAUCAAAGGAACCGAAAUCGCAUCAAGAUUCCACCAAAUCUGAACUCCCUAGGACGCAAGCCGAGGCGAUCUAAACCACAAAGACAACAAGGUAACGCAUCUUCUCUGGACACACGACGCGCAGGCGGGGGAUCAAUCAAUCCGGCAUGGUGGUGAUGAGAUAGGAGGAUUACGCGC
This is a messenger RNA of Aegilops tauschii subsp. strangulata, 4509 nucleotides long. NCBI's taxonomy places the organism in Eukaryota, Viridiplantae, Streptophyta, Magnoliopsida, Poales, Poaceae. The record is from RefSeq and is a predicted model, not a curated record.